Messenger RNA from Dendrobium catenatum, 726 nucleotides. Its product is annotated as protein CTR9 homolog. Gene Ontology annotation, molecular function: RNA polymerase II complex binding. Gene Ontology annotation, cellular component: Cdc73/Paf1 complex. Gene Ontology annotation, biological process: regulation of DNA-templated transcription. The transcript has a single exon. NCBI's taxonomy places the organism in Eukaryota, Viridiplantae, Streptophyta, Magnoliopsida, Asparagales, Orchidaceae. The coding region runs from base 39 to 704 and encodes 221 amino acids. The record is from RefSeq and is a predicted model, not a curated record.
AGAUUCUCAAGUACUUCUUUACUUGGUUUGAACUCACUAUGAGGCUUAACAAUGGCAAGAUUACAAGAGAACAUUGCUUAGAGACAUCCAUUUGGAACCUUCGAAUUAUACUUUCUGGUUUGAUGCAGGAGUUGCAAUGCAAAAAAAAUUCAGCAUCAACUCUGCAAAAGUCAAAGAUAACUGCAAAUGAGUUACAUGCCACAGUCACAGAAUUGAAGAAUGCAGUCCGUGUGUUCAAUCAGCUUUCUGCAGCUUCUAGCUACCAUUCUCAUGGAAUCAAUGAGAAGAAGAUGCGAACUCAUGAAAAGUAUUGUAAGCAUUUGCUUGAUGCUGCUAAGGUACACUGUGAGGCAGUUGAACGUGAAGAGCAACAUAACCACCUGAAGUUAGAAGAUAAUCGUCGGUAUUCCUUGGCAGAGGAAGCUCGACGAAAAUCUAACGAACAAAGGAAAUAUCAGUUGAAACGGAGAAAAAAAGAGGAUGAGUUGAAACGAGCAAUACGGCAGAAGGAAAAUUUUGAGCGUAUAAAGGAGCAAUGGAAAAAUUACAUCAAUACCUCUAGAGGUAAGCGCAAAGAUAGGCCACAGUUUAAAGAUGAUCAUGGCGGAAAUAGAGAAAGGAAGAUAAGGAAAGGUGGGAAAAGGAGAAAGAAGAAUAAGAAGGAUUAUUAUGAACAAAAAGCAGAUAUAGAGGAUGAGCUUUAAGUCAUGAUGAAUGUAUAUGAAG